CAGGAGGAGGGUGCGAGGGAAAAAAAAUGAAGUCAAUUAUACAACGGUCCGGCUUUGCAGAGCUCCCUCCUUUCCUCCUCUACCUCCUCCUCCUCCUCCUCCAUGCUUUACUACAACAGCUGGUGGCUGCGCCCUGGCGCUCCGUAUCCUCCACCGGGCACACCGGCUCCAGUCCGUAGGCAUGUCGGGCGGGGGCUCUGACGGGACGGCGGACAAAACGCCAGAUUGCGCUGCUGAGGAGGAGGGGCCCAGCCAGGCAGGAUGCUUGAUGUCAGCUGUCGAGCUUCCAAGGAAACGAAAGGGAGAUGUCGACGAGAGGUCAGACGCCCACGUACAAUCUUGCAGGCAAAGCCUCGACCUCCACAUGGACGAUGACCUCAGCAGAUCCGAAGGCGAGGAUCAGCAAAUCAAGAUGAAAUGUUUCAGGGAGCCUCACCGGCAGAUUGAAAAGCGGCGGAGGGAUAAGAUGAACAACCUCAUCGACGAGCUCUCAGCCAUGAUCCCCGCCUGCCAGCCCAUGGCCCGGAAACUCGACAAACUCACCGUGCUACGGAAAGCCGUCCAACACCUGAAAGCCCUCAAAGCCGGAUCGAGCGGCGCCUUUUCAGACACCACCUGCAAGCCUUCCAUCCUGCCUCACGACGACCUCAAGCACCUUCUGCUCAGGGCAACAGAUGGUUUCCUGCUAGUUGUAAGUUGCGACCGUGCGAAAAUCCUAUUCAUCUCAGAGUCUGUCUCCAAGAUCCUCAACUCUAGCCCGUUGGAGCUGACUGGGCAGAGCCUGUUCGAUUUCAUCCAUCCCAAAGACAUCAACAAGGUGAAGGAACAGAUGUCAUCUUCGGUGAUGCCUCCCUACCAACGCCUCAUUGACGCAGCAACUGGAGCUCAGAUCCAGUCGGAGCCCCCCGUCCCGACGUCCCACAUGACGACCGGAGCCCGGAGAUCCUUCUUCUGUCGCAUGAAGCACAGCCGGGUCACUGGGAGGCACGAAGACAAGCACUCGCUGCCCGGCGCCUCGAAAAAGAAAGAAACGUACAGAUACUGCACCCUCCACUGCACUGGAUACAUGCGCAGCUGGCCCGGCAGCCAAAUGGACUCGGAGAGCGACGCCGCCGAUAAGGAAACCUCCAGCCUGAACUGCCUGGUGAUGGUGUGCCGCCUCCACACCCACGUCUCCCACCAGCCCCCCAAAGACGUCCACAUCAAAGCCACCCAGUUCAUCACCCGCUGUGCAAUCGACGGCAAGUUCACUUUUGUAGAUCAACAAGCCACAACCGUCAUCGGCUACCUGCCGCAGGAGGUGCUCGGCACGUCGUGCUACGAAUACUUCCACCAGGAUGACCUGCAGCACCUCGCAGAGAAACACAGGCAAGUUCUCCGGAGCAAAGAAAAGCUGGAGACGCAGCACUACCGAUUCAAAACGAAACACGGCUCCUAUGUUUCACUCCAAAGCCAGUGGUCUAGUUUCACCAACCCGUGGACCAAAGAAGUUGAGUUUAUCGUGUCUUUAAACAGGGUCGUCUCGGGGCCCGGUCACACUAAAGACACCGAAGAAGCGGGCAGCUCCAAAGCACUUCAGGAAGAUACGAAUCAGCUCCCUGAAAUUCUGGGCCUCUCGGAUGGCCGGGGCACCAUGAUCUACGCCGGCAGCAUAGGGACACAAAUCGCAAAUGAGCUCGUGGACACCUACAGGGCGAACUCAUCCCCAUCGAGUGGAGCCUCCAGCCCGUUCGGUUCCAUCCAGGAGAAAUUUCCGCAGACCAGCCGGAGUGUGAGUGACCGGCCAGAGGCCGGGACAGUUACGUUACCUCCCACUUUCCAGCUGGAGGGUCUCAAUGCGUCCAGUGGAGAGGAGGGAGCGGGCAGCUCCACGCAGUCCCUGUCCCAGGCCGAGCCAAAGACGGCGGCGGGCGCCAGCGGCGAAACGCCGGAGACUCCAGGUGAGCCGUCCCAGCUGGACCUGGAGGGCAUCGUGGUUCCGGGGCUCAGCAGCUUCAGCAGCGACGAGGCAGCCAUGGCCGUCAUCAUGAGCCUGCUGGAGACCGACGUCAACAUGGGCCAGUCGGGGGACUUCGACGACAUACACUGGCCUUUUUAGAGGGGGGCUCCGGCUCUGAGCCCCUCUCGCUCGCCCUUGUGCCGUUUCUCGCCGUUCGCGGAGAACUCCCUCUCCUUCGUUCUGGGAACUUUGAAGACUCGUCUGCCCAUAUGUAGUCAAGCCUGGUGGACUUGCACCGAGGAGCUUCUACAUGUCGCCCGAGCUAAGCUGGAAUUUUCGAUUUGCAGUAGACGUUGUGACUGGGGAUAAUCCAUUUGUUCCCUCGUCUUUUAAAAAAAAGGAAAAGCGAGGUCAAAAUGCUCCCGGAGCCUGUUUGGAGUCAGAGUCGGAGUCAUCCUCGGUGAGACUUUCGCGUCCCGAGGGGGCCAAACCAAGGCUUUCCAAGGAACAACGGUAUUUGUCCUCAGCUGCCCCUGAGUGACCGACACAUGAAGUAGAACGAGAGUCCUGUUGUGAACAAUGCUGCUACAGCAGGGACUGAAGGCAAUGGCGUUACGUCUGUCAUAUGUUUCCUUACAAGGUUCGCAUUUCCCUUUUUUUUUAAAAUCGUUGAGGAUCCUUAUUUGACUAAACGACACGAAAAGAAAUAGAAAAAAAAAGGACCACCGUCACUGGUCUAGUUACAUUCCAUCCAGGUCAUUUGGCAAAGCAUUGCAAACUAAAAAAGACUGGAUUAAGACGAACAGCAGCUGUUUAUUCUCAUUUUUAUAAACAAAACUCCAUCCGUUACUUGUUAUUGAAGAACCAGACCUGAACCUGACGGGCACAGUGCAACAAAACUAGUGUUAUCACGUGGCUCACUUCUUAAAUAAGCAAAUAUUAAGAAACAUUGUCGAUUUAGUGACCUCAUUCUGGGCUUCACAAUACAAAGGCAAGAUAAACAAUCUCAUUUUCAUGAAGGGGGCUAUUCCUUGCUUCACAUUCUCAUCUAUUCACCAGAGAAAAAGCUGUGAUUUUACAUUUGUGGAGACCUGUGGAUCCCUAGACUCUCAUCACUUCUCACGCCACCGUUAACCGUUUCAUGAAGCCACGACAUGAAUGAAUGUGUGCCUUUUUCAUGCAAAAACCGACAGCUUUCUGCUUCACACUUCCAGGAGCUGGGUUUAUUUUUUUGCUUUUGUAGCUCUUUAAAGUCCCCAUCCAAAUCUCUGCUUCUCUUCUUGCUUUGCGCAGAGCGCAGGCUCCUCGCAGAGUGCCCACUAGCUGACGACGGGUGAUCGGCGUCGGCGCCUUUUAAACCGUGGAACUUUGCCUCUGUUGCCCGAGAGCCGUCGCUGAGUCGGCUGUGACUUUUUCCACUGAAGGUAAAAAAAAUACAAUAAAAAAAAAGGCAUAAUUUUUCUUAGGUGACAGGACUGCUCCUUUUCAAAUCCCUGUAUCUCCAAAGCACCUUUGAUUAUAGUGACUUACUCCAGAAAGGGCUGUCUUUAAAAAAAAGAAAGAAAGAAAUGAAAUUUUGUCAGAGUUCAAAUGUCAUUUCCUGCCUGAAAAAACAAAACAAAACAUGCAUGCAAGCGCUUCAGAACAUAUGUUGUUUGCUCUUUGAUCCAGCAGAGGAUGCUCCAGUAGUAGAUGAAGAUAAUGCAUGCCCUGGUAACCCCCGAGUGAAAUAAGCCGGUGACUGCUUAGUAUCUGAAAUAUCUGGAUGAUUUUUCUCCUAAACAAGUUCUGAUUUGAAACAAACAAGCUCGAUGGACUUCCACUGAAGUUUGCAAAUGCAGCAUGUGUAAACGAGACAUUAUUUGAGAGCGUUUUAAUUCAAAUUUGCCCGAAAUUGAGUUUUGAAAAACCCCUUUUUCUCUACUGGGUCAGUUAAUCGGAUGAUCCAGGUGCAUUAUUUUAAAGGAAAAGGAACAAUGAGAACACAGAAGAGUCCCAACCUCUUGAUCAAGUCUAGCUAACUGUCUCUCAUUAGGUUUUUGAGUUGACAAACCACGUUUCAGGCACCCUAAACGGCAUCAAGUCUUAAUAUCCCUUAAAUAGACAUUUACCGAAGAAGAAAAUUGAUUUUUUUGUACAUGUUACAAAUUAACGCCGCCAUCAGCGAAAGUUAUUGCUAACAACAGCCACAAGGGAAUGUGUUUCAAGCCUUUACUUCAGGACUUAUUUUUAUAUGACAAAUACUUGAAUAUUGACUCUUGUUUACCCUGUCAGUCCAGGCUGUUUAACAAAAAAAAGAAAAAGAAAAAAAGACAU
Menidia menidia (Atlantic silverside) is the source of this 4255-nucleotide messenger RNA. NCBI's taxonomy places the organism in Eukaryota, Metazoa, Chordata, Actinopteri, Atheriniformes, Atherinopsidae. The record is from the annotation of a GenBank genome assembly.